Molecule: messenger RNA, 354 nt
Organism: Urocitellus parryii (Arctic ground squirrel)
Lineage: Eukaryota; Metazoa; Chordata; Mammalia; Rodentia; Sciuridae
Gene: Ndufb1
Product: NADH:ubiquinone oxidoreductase subunit B1
Cellular component (GO): respiratory chain complex I; mitochondrion
Source: RefSeq, a predicted model, not a curated record
GCGGCAAGUGGCAGGUCCCGASGUCGCCGCUUCCGUCCGCGCCGGCKGCGGUGCUCUCUGCUUCUGUCCUUGAUCUUUGGUGUCGUUUGUGGGCGCCAGGGCCGCAGCAGUCAUGGUGAACUUACUUCAGAUUGUGCGUGACCACUGGGUUCAUGUACUCGUCCCUAUGGGAUUUGUUGUUGGAUGUUAUCUAGACAGAAAGAAUGAUGAAAAACUGUCUACCUUCCGCAACAAGAGUAUGUUGUACAGAAGGGAAUUGAGGCCCAAUGAAGAAGUUACCUGGAAGUAAAGACUGUGGCUGAAUCACAGAAUAUUCACAUUUUAAAAGUUAUGGUACAAAUAAAACCAUGUUUA